AUGCCUUCAUCGGUACCUACCCUACACCGCAUGAACGGAGCUGCGAUCUGGGAUACUUCAGUAGUAUCUACUUGGAUAUCUGCUGCUGCUGGCGAUUACAAGGUUUCUCCGUGGUGCGAGAAUCCUCAAAUUGCUACCAGGGCGAAGGAUCAUCUUGCCUUGACCAGCCACGAUGACAGCAAAGUCUCGAGCAUUUUGUUACACUAUCAUGUUCAACUAUAG
Clonostachys solani is the source of this 222-nucleotide messenger RNA. The record is from the annotation of a GenBank genome assembly. Lineage: Eukaryota; Fungi; Ascomycota; Sordariomycetes; Hypocreales; Bionectriaceae.